Schistosoma turkestanicum is the source of this 2584-nucleotide messenger RNA. The record is from the annotation of a GenBank genome assembly. NCBI's taxonomy places the organism in Eukaryota, Metazoa, Platyhelminthes, Trematoda, Strigeidida, Schistosomatidae.
AGUGCUGUAAAUGAGUAGUAUAUAUAGACAUUGAAUCUAUGAUUCUAAUUAGUAUUUUCAUUAUUGUGUGAACAUACUGCCAUACUGCUAUUUUGCAAGAAACAAUUGAGUUUACUUACAAGUUCAGUUCACUGACAAUUGCCUUUACGAGACAUUAAAGACUACGUAUCUUUAAACUUCUGAACUUCAUCUAGGCAUCAUGACAUCCACUGAUACAAAAUCAAUUUCACCAACAAAUUCCUUGAAUGUUGGACAAAAUUUUAAGUAUCAAGUAUUUAGUGAUAACACAGAUGGCAUAUCCAUUGUGAAUACUUCACCUGGGUCAACUACAACCGAUAAAAAGAAUCAACUAUGGGAACGUGUAAAUAAUAUGAAAACAUCGCUAGUUGAUUCGGUACAACGUAAAAUCCCAGUACAUCGUACAAAUCAAUUCAAUGAUGCAUUUAAACGUUUUCAAUAUUUAUUUUCAAUAAUUGGACCAAUUCUAUUAUUUAUCAUGUUUAUCUUAGUAUUGAUUUAUUGGAAACGUGCACAAAAUGAAUUGUGGAAAAGUCAAAAUCAAUGUUACACUAAAGAAUGUCUAAUCUCUUCCAGUUCCAUUGUAUCACAUAUGAAUAAAACCAUAUCACCAUGUGAAAAUUUUUUUCAAUAUGCUUGUGGUUCCUAUUAUACACCAUUUCAUCCAGAUCAAACUGCUGAACAACCAUCUAUACAAGCGCAUCGUGUUGUAGCCAGUGCUUUCGGUAAAGAUACAAUACAAGAUUAUUUUAAAACUGGACGAAAUCGUCGUUUGUUACGAUUUGAUCGACCAAUGAUUGAACAUCUCAAUGAAAUCAAUGUACAUGCUAUUAUUAAUUCAUUACGUAAUAUUUUUGAAAAUACACAUGGAGAACCAAAUUCAGCAAAAUAUAAAGUUGCAAAAUUUUAUGAUUCAUGUUCUUCAACUUCAUUAAGAAAUUGGCUUGGUGCACAUCCAUUGAUGGAGAAAAUUGCACCACUACUCAAUGGAGUAUGGUUAUUCGAUAGAAAUGCAUCCAAUGAAACUGGUGCUAAUCUUGUCAAUCAAACAUCUGAAUGGCCAAAACGUUUAUUUUAUGAUAAACAUUUAACUGAAGAAUUACGCAUGGAAAAAGGUUGGUCAUGGAUGGAUUCAGUUAAACAUUUACAAGUUCAUUUGAAUGUACCAAUAUUUGCUGAUUUUCAUAUAUACUCAAGUCCAGAAAAUAAACCACGAAUAUAUCUGUCCCCUGAUCCUGUAGCGAUGGGUCAUUUAUCUGAAUAUAUGAUUGAAACAUAUGUCAGUGAUAUGCUUGAAGUAUUAGCCAAAGAUGCUGGUAUUCCGUAUGGAAAUGAAGAAUACAAAGAACGUAUGAGAAUAUUUUCGGAAGAUUUAAAAUUAGUAUCAAAAGAAAUGAAAAAGAUUUAUUUAAGUAAAUCUCCAUCGAAAUGGUCACAAAAAUAUAAACUUGGCGAUUUAAAUGUCAAUGGAAAUGCAUACGAUUGGUCUGGUUUAUUAAGUGAUUAUUUUGACGAGACUUAUACUGUCUUUGAUUCCGAUUAUCCUGUUUAUACGCGAUAUUUAGAUUAUUUACAAAAAUUUCCUAUAUUAAUUGAUACUAUAAAAAGAAAUUUUACAAAACCUGUUGCUGAUCGCAUCAUGAAUAAUUACAUGUUUUGGACUGUACUAGAUAGGUAUACAUGGCAUCUAUCUUAUGAAUAUUACAUGUUACACUUAUCAUACAGUUAUAACAGUGAACAUAUUAUGGAAUUAGAAUGCUUUUUUGUAACACAUGAACUAUUCGAAACUGUUUUGGGAGCAAUUUAUGCUGAAAAACAUAUACAUAAUGAAACAGAAAAAGAGGUAGAAAAAAUGACAAAAUUUUUAAGAACUAGUCUAAAAAAUCAUUUAGAUCAAAUCUCAUGGAUGGAUGAACAAACUAGAAAAGAUGUAAAUGAACGAAUUAAUAAAAUGAAAAUUCUAUUCAAAGUUCCAGAAAUUAUGCUCAAUGAUAACAAACUGAAUUAUGCAUAUCGAACGCUAAAAGUUUCAUAUAAUUAUCUAGAAAAUAUAUUCUCAGCUGUUCAAUAUCUUCGUAGUGUGUAUAAUCGUCUAUUAUCUGGUGUAACUGAAACAAGUGAAGAAAAUUGGAGUUCACGUGAUGUGAUGAUUUAUGAUUCACAUGUAGCUUUACAUUUACUGUUAGAUGAAGUAUUUGUACCACCUGGAAUGCUUCAAUUACCAAUAUUUCAUCAUAAUUUACCAGCUGCUUUCAAUUUCGGCGGUUUAGGAUCGUUAGUUGGUACUGCUAUUGGUGUCUUAGUUGGAGAAUAUGGAUCCGUGAUGAUGAAAAACGGUGAAAUCAAAUCACUUUGGACAUCUGAAACAAUUCGUCAAUAUCAAGAACAAAAAAAAUGUGUUCAAGAUCAGCUUUACAAUGCAUCAAGAAUUUAUUUCAACUUUUCUGAUUUUGUUAUGUCAUCAGUGACUAAGGAUAUCAAGAAAGUGACACGUGCAACUAUUCAUGAAGCCUCUGGAUUAGACAUUGCUCGAUCUUGUAAAGAAAAAACCAAAAUUAAACGAUAA